Molecule: messenger RNA, 2088 nt
Organism: Athene cunicularia (burrowing owl)
Lineage: Eukaryota; Metazoa; Chordata; Aves; Strigiformes; Strigidae
Gene: ELN
Product: elastin
Exons: 27
Coding region: 1-2088 (695 amino acids)
Molecular function (GO): extracellular matrix structural constituent
Source: RefSeq, a predicted model, not a curated record
AUGCCCCACCGUGCUCACCCAGCCCCUCCGGUCUCUGCCGCAGGUGUCCGCUUCCCUGGUGUAGGGGUGCUGCCCGGGGUACCCACUGGUGCUGGAGUCAAGCCUAAAGGUCCAGGAGCAGGAGCCUUCGCAGGAAUCCCUGGACUGGGAGGUUUUGGAGGUCAGCAGCCCGGUGUCCCUCUGGGGUAUCCCAUCAAAGCUCCUAAGCUCCCAGGUGGCUAUGGAUUGCCCUACAGCACUGGUAAGCUGCCCUAUGGCUUCGGGCCCGGCGGGAUAGGAGCCGGCAUCGGAGCAGGAAAGGCAGGGUACCCCACCGGGACAGGGGUUGGAGCACAGGCGGCAGCAGCGAAAGCAGCAGCAAAAUAUGGAGCUGGUGUCCUGCCCGGGGCUGGCGUCGUCCCAGGCGUUGGCGGAGUGGUACCAGGUGUCGGUGUUGUCCCAGGAGCCGGAGUUGGAGGGCCGGCAGCGGCAGCGGCAGCAGCGAAGGCAGCAGCAAAGGCAGGAGCUUUCGGUCCAGGGGUGCUGCCUGGGGUUGGCGGUGUUCCAGGCCUCGUGCCCGGCGUUGGCGGUGUCCCCGGUUUGGUGCCCGGUGUUGGAGGUGUCCCCGGGGUGGCAGGAGUCGGUGCGCCAGCAGCAGCGGCAGCAGCAAAGGCAGCUAAAUAUGGAGCUGGUGUCGGUGUUCCCGGCAUUGGUGGUGUUCCUGGUGUUCCUGGCGUCCCUGGUGUCCCUGGUGUUCCUGGCGUCCCUGGUGUUCCUGGUGUCCCUGGUGUUCCUGGUGUCCCUGGUGUUGCUGGUGUCCCUGGUGUGCCCGGUGUGCCUGGUGUGGCCGGGGUUCCUGGUGUGGUGCCCGGUGUCGGAGUGGGUGGCCCAGGAGCUGCGGCGGCUGCAGCAAAGGCUGCGGCAAAAGCUGCAGCAUAUGGAGCAGGGCGCGUGCCCGGUGUCGGCGUGCCCGGAGUUGGUGUGCCCGGUGUCGGCGUGCCUGGAGUUGGUGUGCCUGGUGUUGGCGUGCCCGGUCUGGUGCCCGGUGGGGUCGCAGGCAUACCAGGAGUCGGAGUUCCAGGAGCCGCCGCUGCUGCCAAAGCAGCUGCCAAAGCAGCUAAGUUCGGAGCAGGUGGCCUGGCUCCUGGUGUAGGUGGCCUGGCUCCUGGUGUAGGUGGCCUGGCUCCUGGUGUAGGUGGUCUAGCUCCCGGUGUGGGUGGCCUUGCUCCUGGCGUAGGUGGCCUGGCUCCUGGAGUGGGUGGCCUGGCCCCCGGCAUUGGAGGUGUCCCAGGUGUUGGAGGUCCAGCUGCAGCAGCAAAAGCAGCAGCGAAGGCAGCCAAAUUUGGUGCUGGGGUCGGGGUGCCAGGUGGGGUCCCUGGCGUUGCUGGAGUGCCAGGAGUGACACCCGGUGUCGGCGGCGUGCCUGGGUUGGUGCCGGGUGUGGGGGUACCCGGUACUGGCAUCCUCCCCGGUGCAGGCAUCCCCCAAGUAGGGGUGCAGCCUGGUGCUAAACCUCCCAAAUUCGGCGUUCCUGGAGCUGGAGUCCCAGGGGUUGGCGGCAUCCCAGGUGGCCUUGGAGUCGGCGGCCUUGGACUCGGUGGUCUUGGAGUUGGUGGGCUCGGUGCUGGGAUCUUAUACCCAGGAGCUGUUGGGAAACCUCCCAAGCCAGGUUUUGGUGUUGGGGGGCUGCAGCCAGGGGCUGGAGUUCCUGGCUUUGGUGUGUCACCGAUAUUUCCAGGUGGGGUCGCCGGCCAGCUGGGAUUUGGUGGGAAGCCCCCCAAGACCUUCGGAGGAGCCCUCGGUGCCCUGGGCUUUAGAGGUGAGCGCUGCUGCCGGGUGAACCCCAUCUCGCCGGGGCCGGCUCCUGCACCCCCUGCCCUUCUCCCAGCCACCCCCCGAGGGGCUCUGGGGGUGCAGGCGGGCCAGCAGCCAAGUGCCACCAAGGUGGUGGCCAAAGGCAGUGGUGGCUCCGGCAAGGACAUGGCCAAGCUGGUGCGGCUCAGUAGAGCCUCCCCCACCGUCCUGCACGAGGCCCAGACUGAGAGCUCCAGCUCUGGCUGUGAUGAUGGGGACAUGUCACGAGGUUUAUCACAUUCAUGGACAGGGUGA